CUGCAUGAUUUAUGUUGAAUAAACUUGAAUUUUUCGAGGUUAGGACCAAUCCAACAUUUUGGGUUUCUAUUGCAACCCUUAUAAUUGUUUGGCGUUAUCCUUACUGAAUUAGCCCCUACCUGAUUAUUAGAAAGAGAAGAAUAUGGUUUUUGGAAAUUAUUAAAAUGCCACUAAACGGAAAAAAAAAAAGAAGGAAAGGGAGAGCUUUUGUUCAACUUGGUUAUGGUAAGUCCAGAAGCAAAUUUUCUCUCCAAAGUGGUCUACAAGUACACCAUUUCCACACAAAAAUGGGGCAUUUAGCUAACUUCCGCUGGCAGAAAUCCACACUGGCUGCAAACGAGGUGCCACAUUAUCUGCCACAUGCCAUAAGCCUCAUGCCAUGUCAUUAAAAUAUUAGAUUUUACUCCUUUAUCUAAAAAUAACUUGUUAACUCAAAAUUUAUUUUAUAUUAGUAUUUUUUAUUUUUUAAUAGAAAUAAAUAUUUUUUUCUUUA
This is a messenger RNA of Rubroshorea leprosula, 493 nucleotides long. Lineage: Eukaryota; Viridiplantae; Streptophyta; Magnoliopsida; Malvales; Dipterocarpaceae. The record is from the annotation of a GenBank genome assembly.